GGCAGCCGGGAGCCCGUCAGGGCACCUCUAGCGCUGCUCCGGCCAUGGAUCCCCUGCCCAAAGACGGCGAGAGCGCGGCGGGCGGGGAGCCCAGCCGGGGCGCUGCCCCCUCCAGCGGGGUGGUGGUGCAGGUCCGGGAGAAGAAGGGCCCCCUGCGCGCAGCCAUCCCCUACAUGCCGUUCCCCGUGGCUGUCAUCUGCCUCUUCCUCAACACCUUCGUGCCAGGGUUGGGAACAUUUGUAUCAGCUUUCACUGUGCUGUGUGGAGCCCGGACUGACCUCCCUGACAGGCACAUAUGCUGUGUUUUCUGGCUGAACAUUGCUGCUGCAUUGAUCCAGAUCCUGACAGCAAUUGUGAUGGUCGGAUGGAUUAUGAGUAUAUUCUGGGGAAUGGACAUGGUCAUUCUUGCAAUUUCACAAGGCUCCAAGGAGCAGGGAAUCCCACAGCAGCUGUAGUGGCUGGGACAAGUAUGUUCAGAGAAACACGGCGAGCGAUUUCCUUGGGCAGCUGUGGGCCACGGACCUUCUCAUUAUCCUUUGUCUCUCUUCUUCCUUUUGUUUUGUGCCUGCCCCCGGUCCACCUGCCUGUCCAGCGGAGCGGAGGUACCGAGCACCCGAGGGAGACUUGCACUGACUGAGCAGCAGAGAUGGGGCGAGCGCAUCGCACCUUGGGACUGGCCCCAGCAAGCCAGCGAUGGGUGGCCAAGGAGGAGGAAGAGGAGGGUGCCAAGAGGAGGGGAGCCCCUGGGCAAGGUGGCACCCAGUCAGGCAGUGGCACCAAGGGGGUGGGAGAUGCUGCACUCUCUGCUGUCCCAGCAGGAAGUGGCCAGAGCUAUUCUGCCUCCUGUUUCGCUUGCUGUUAAAGAAAACCAGCUGUGAACAUCAAAUGCCAAGGAGCUAUUAAUAGGUACAUGUACAGUCUGUAAAAGCAAACAAGUUGUACAAUCUUUCCCCUCCAAGAAGCCAUUCUUGACUGCUUCGUGGCAACAAAUGGCUCAGCCCAGCCUCCUCUGCUGUGUAUUUAUGACGCUUGGCAAAGCUAUAUCAUUGCAAACGUCUUGAGAAAUGUGUACUCUGUAAAUUGUGUUGUACUGCUGAACUGAAUUGGGCUGUUCCCUCCUUCAGUCCAUUGGCACCAUGCAAGCACCUGCCCCCAUCGGCCCCAGGAGGCUCCUGCUAGCAGCAGACAGGGCACCCCAAGCUACCAAAAGCUCUUCCUGUAAAGGCUUUUCCUCCCCUGCCCCUGGAAGGGAUGUGCUGGCAGUGUCUCUUUGCUUUGAAAAUGGAUCCCUGCAGUGUAACCCACGGUACCGACUGACACUGCGGCUCUGCUCUGCUACCCAGGGGCCAGAGGAAUCACCCAGCACCUUCAUUCCCCCCCUGCUGCAGGAGCACACAGCAUCCUGGAGGUCUCACUCGUGCCUGCAGGAGCAAAGCCCUGACCCCCUGCUCAUUGGACACAUCAGCUGAUGCUUCCACCAGAAUAUUCCCCUCUGCCUCCCUUCACAGUUAUAGUGCAGCAAACACCAGAAGGCUGUGGCCGUGCUUCUUGCUGAUUCCUGCACACAAUCCAGCUGCCAACUUGGACUUAGGCGUGUGGCACUGAGCUGGCUCCAUAUCAUCCUUCGCUUUGUGAGAAUAAAUGUUUUAGGUGCAAGCUAAAGAGCAAUAGUAACUGACGAAGACUGCAACUGCUUCGCCACCAUCAGCCAUCAACAAACUAUUUUCUGCUGCUCUUUCCUCAUUGUGAAAACCAGGCUUUUUUUCAGAAAGGGCUGCAAUGAAACAGUUUCAGCCAGGCUCACAUGCUGCUUCACUGCUUGUUGGGAAGCACCGUCAGGUAGAGACCAAACCAAACACUUUUCUGGAUUUGUAGUGAGUCAUCGUAUAGCUUCACAGCUGAAGCACUGCAAUGGGGAGAGCAUGGAAAUGUUGAUGAAUUUGUUGGUGUUGUCGGUUCUGUACUUAUCACAGAAAAGGGGCUGUGGAAAAUGCUCGCUGUCCUGCCCAAAUCCCAAGAAAGCUGCAUGUUCCUCCCCAUGUGCAUCAGCUGCCACACAUUUCACUACAGACUUUUUGCUGGACACUGCUCCUUGGCACAGCCUCUGUGCUGCGGGAUGUUUUACUCAGAGCUCCGCCUCCAGGAAGACCACACGUGAAGACUCACAGGGCCGAUACUCUUCAGGGGCAGCUUUGUUCCAUCCUGGUGUUGCAUUCUCUCCUUUUUGGGAUGAUCCAUGCGCAUGCUCAGCCAACAGAGUCUCCUCUCGCCAUACCACUGCACAGUACCGUGGGGGCACUGCACAGGGCUUUGUCUCACAAACACACUUCUUUUUUUGAGCUAUUCCUUCUGAAUGACACCUUCUACAUGUCAACGCUGGCAUUCAGAAUGGCCCAAGAAGAGCCAUAAAUGCAGACAGACCUAAUGUUCCUUCCAGCCCAAAGUGGAGGCUUCUCCCAGGUGCUCAGUGGCAAUGCACCCCUGCGGUUCCCAGCUGAGGUUUCUCUGUGUUUGUGCACACAGUUCACUUUCAGACAGUUUGGGGAUUCAUUGUCUUAUCUGGAACUCAGCAUUUCCAGCCUACCUGCAUACCAUUCCAAGUGACCAUGGCACCAGAUGAGCUGGAAUCAGUGCAACAAGCCCAGCAGGAGCCCAUGCCACCUACCACCAAUCCUUCGUCCCUAUCAUCUGUAAUUGUGACCUCUCCCUGCACUCACCCAAAGGGCAGCAGCACUCCCUUGGUAUGCUUCUGCCCUAGUGAGGAGGGAACUGAUGCCUGUGUGCAUCAUCUGCUCCCUAUAUGGAGUUGGUGCUGGUGCCCUGACAUUCAGCCUGCAUUCUGUUUCUGUGCUGGUGCCUGACCUGACCCCUGCAGUCAUGGAGGAGGGCUUGUGUGCCCACUGAUGUUGCCAACUGGUUGUGAUGUGCUGUGUUUUGAUACUGUGGAUUUUUUCUCUCUCACUCUCUUUCUCUCUCUCUCUUUUUUUUUUUUUUUUUAAGUUAAAUAUAUUCUAUUGCUGUACAGCUGGAAUGAAACACAUUCUCUUUACGUAGCCCAGAGAACCUCUACCAGGCCUGAAUUUAGAUGAGAUUUCUUCCUAUGGGGCAGCAGAAGCCUGACUGGAGUCCUCACUUCAGUGUGGCCAUCCCUGCGCUGCUGAGACAGUGAGAGCAAAGCCCGCCCUGUAGCUGGCGGGGUGCUGUCUCACCUCGGUCUUUUCUGCAACCUUUGCACUUUGAAACGACUCUGGUCACAUUCCCAUAUGUGAGCCAGUGCCACUGGGCAGGUGGGCUCUGGGGAGGGUAUGAAGUUAUCAUGGUGGGGUUGCAUGGGGUUCCUGCCGGGUGUGUCAGCUACCUGCAGGCUCAGCUGGGGAGUUCUGCUUGGACGAGGUCCCACAGGGCUGACAGCCCACCAAAAUGCAACUGAGUAUUUUGACUGAGCAGUCCCUUUCUGGAUGCCACUAUCCAAGAGCAGCAGUGACCCUUCCCUUUACUCCACAGCUGCUCCACACCAGGCACAUUGCAUACACCAGUCAGGACAUGGAAACCAGCCCCCUCCCAAACACAGGAACCUUCUCGGGCUGCUGGACCCCACCAGCACCAAUCCAGACAUGCUCACGGUGACAGUCAUCACCUGGAAUUGAUCUCCACAGCUGGAGCUCACCUGGGGGCAAAAUAGGAUUAGCACAGGUUGUGUAUGUGCUAAUCUCAUAAACCUUACAGUCAAGCUGUUCAAACAUACACAUGAACCCUAAUAAAGCCAUGAGAGGAGAAAAAAAACUAUCCCAGAAAUGAUAUUGCAGUCACAGUACGCUUUGGAGAGAGUUUGCGAGGGAGAAUCAGAGCCCUGUGGAGGAGGACGGAGGCU
Molecule: messenger RNA, 3871 nt
Organism: Lagopus leucura (white-tailed ptarmigan)
Lineage: Eukaryota; Metazoa; Chordata; Aves; Galliformes; Phasianidae
Gene: STUM
Product: stum, mechanosensory transduction mediator homolog
Exons: 5
Coding region: 45-455 (136 amino acids)
Source: RefSeq, a predicted model, not a curated record